Argiope bruennichi is the source of this 795-nucleotide messenger RNA. Its product is annotated as transmembrane protease serine 9-like. The record is from RefSeq and is a predicted model, not a curated record. The transcript is spliced from 6 exons. The coding region runs from base 1 to 795 and encodes 264 amino acids. Gene Ontology annotation, molecular function: serine-type endopeptidase activity. Gene Ontology annotation, biological process: proteolysis. NCBI's taxonomy places the organism in Eukaryota, Metazoa, Arthropoda, Arachnida, Araneae, Araneidae.
AUGAAACAGAAUGUCACAGAAAAUGCAAAUAGAAUAACUGAAAAUGUGGAUCUUGGGAUUGUAAAUGGAAGAGAAGCAAAAGAAGGUGAAUUUCCUUGGAUGGUUGCUUUAUACUUAAAUGACUCGUACCUCUGCAGUUCCUUCUUGAUUUCUCCAACUAUUGUAAUGACUGCAGCUCAUUGCGUACAAUCUAAUAAUGGUGUUGAACCAGCGACAUCCUUUUAUGGAAUCAUUGGCAACACUAAUCGCGAAGGUCCGGAAACUCGUAUCCAGUUCAGAGAGGUGGCGGCACAUCCCCAGUAUGGAAAUGUAAGGGAAUACGACAUAGCUGUGUUCCGAGUCUCAUCCCCAGUGGAAAUGACUGAUUUGAUACAAUCCAUAUGUUUGCCGGAAUCUGGCAAGAAUUUCGAUCUUCUGUAUGUACAGGCUAUGGGAUGGGGCAGAACAUCAAACAAUAAUAAAGAUGCACCUAAAAUUCUGAUGACGACUAAGCUGUCCGUACUACCGAUAACUGCAUGCCAGUUCUUUUUUGAAUUGUUGGGAAUUACUUUAACAGACAGACAUGUUUGUGUUUACUCACUAAACACUACUGGAAUUUGCCAUGGUGAUUCCGGAAGUCCAGCGGUUUAUGACGAUCCACUCAGUGGUAAGCCUGUGGCUGUUGGAGUGGCAUCCUUCAUCUCGUUCCCGGAUUGUGGCCUGCCUCUAGCACCAAGUGUUUACACCAGGAUUGCUUCAUUUAUCGACUGGCUCACGGAGACAGUCGGUGAAACUAAUGACAUAUGCUUUGUAUGA